GUACAACAUUUCGUUGACGUUGGGGGAAUUGAGCUUUCGCGGAGACCGUCCGUAUUUCACAGCCCGCGGACUGUUUUCAUUGAUUUAAAGGAACAUCGGGGCAAACUGAAGAUUCAUAAAUGAUCUGUAUACUGUUGGUAGCCGGCCAUGGCACCGUCCUACAGACCCAAAUUAAGAAUGAUGACACAGGCUUGUACAGUCACCUUGCCGGGGUACCAAAGGCCUUACUCCCUGGAAUUGGAGGAAAGAAGAUCCUGGACUUUUGGUGGGAAACGGUCAACAUGCGACAGUUGUUCACAGAAGUGUACCUGGUCACUAAUGCAGACAAAUACAAGCACUAUGAGCGCUGGGCCACAGCUAAUGACUUCCCCGUGGAAAACGUGGUCAAUGAUGGCAGCACUACUUUGGAGGACCGUCUCGGGGCCGUGGCUGACCUGCAGCUGGCCAUACGCAGUCGCAAGCUGCAGGACGACAUCAUGGUGAUUGCAGGAGACAUGCUGUGUGCAGACCAGAACUUUGACAUCGCUCAAGUUAUCCGCUUCUUCAGGUCAAAGCCUGGGGAGCUGAUCAUAUACUACGAGCUGGAAGAAGGUGAGAAAAGCAGCUCCAGGGGCAUUGUGGAGGUGUGUCCUGACACCCACAAGAUAACCCGCUUCUUGGAGAAACCGCAGGAAGGGCUGACGGAAUCUCGGCUGGCCAGCGUGGUGUUUUACUGCAUCCAGAGAGACACACUGUCCUACCUGUCUGACUUCCUCAGCCUGCAGCCUCAAGCUGCAGACAGGAGCUUUGGACGAUUCUGGGAGUGGCUCAUUAAUGAGAAGCAACGCGACGUGUUUGGGAUGAAGCUUCCUACUGGCUUCCAGCUCAUUGGACAAGUGGGCCUGUCAGACUACACCAAGUGGCUCACCCACUACUCCACCAAGCAACAAGACAAUCCUGCUAAACCAAUCACAUGCCGAUCAUACGCCAGGGUUGGAUUAAUGGGGAAUCCCUCUGACGGCUUCAAUGGGAAAACCAUCGCAAUGUCCAUCUCUAACUUCUGGGCCGAGGUCACUCUUGUGGAGAGCCAGACUUUGGUUUUAGUCCCUCAUCCCCUCAAUGACCCCACAGAGUUUGGAAGCCUGCAAGAUCUGUUCUGCAUCAGCAGGAAAGAAGGAUACCUGGGAGGUCUGCGGCUGCUACAGGCUACCUGUAAGAAGUUCUACCAGUUCUGCUCCAAACAAGGUAUUGCUCUGACAAAGCAGAACUUCACACUGAAGUAUGACACCAACAUUCCUCGGCAAGUGGGCCUUGCUGGAAGCAGUGCCAUCGUCUCUGCAACCCUUAAGUGUCUUAUGAAAUUCUACAACAUCACAGACAAUGACCUCCCGAAGCCAGUCCGAGCCAACUUCAUCCUCAACGUGGAGACGGAUGAACUUUUCAUUACUGCUGGUCUGCAGGACAGAGUCGUGCAGGUCUAUCAAGGCUUAGUCUACAUGGAUUUUAGCAAGAAGCUCAUGGAAGAUCAGGGCCAUGGAAACUAUGUCUCUAUGGAUAUGAGUGAACUCCCACCAUUUUGGCUCGCUUACCUUAGUGAUCCCAGUGACUCUGGACGCAUCCACAGCAACACCAGACAGCGCUGGCUCAAUGGGGAACCUCUUGUAGUUGAGGCCAUGAAGACUUUUGCUGAACUCACUGAUCAGGCCAGGAGGGCUAUACAGGAAAGAGACUGGAGCACUCUGGCACAACUCAUGGACCAGAACUUUGAACUGCGGAGGUCUGUCUACACCGAUGAGUGUCUGGGCCCUGGGAAUCUCAAGAUGGUUGCGUUGGCAAAGCAGUUUGGCUCCGCGGUGAAGUUGCCAGGCAGCGGGGGUGCUGUGGUCGGUCUGUGUCUGGAUCAUGCAAAACUGGUGGAGAUGAGGCAAGCUUUCCAGGAGGCAGGCUGUGUCUUCUGUGUCAUCACACCAUACAACCCAUCUGCCGGCACUGUUGGUGGCCAAGACUAACCUCACAUCUCCCCAUGACUCAGUCAGGCUACUCAAGGCCAGCUCAGGGCCUGUGGUUGAAUAUGGCACAGAGAGGGCUUCAAUGAGUCAAUGUCAAUGUCAUUUCACAGGACUUCCUAUUACAGUGGGCAGCAAAGAUCCAGAUCAUUUACGUGAAAUGAGGUAUAAUCCAUAAGUAGAGAAUAAUCAGGUUACGAUGAGGAUCUUUACCCUUUGGGGAUAGUUUGUGUAAUUUAUCAGACUGACCAAAUAAUGUUAUGAGAUUAUGAGAUUCAGGACAUUUAGGGUCACUUAAAGUGCAGUGAAUUAAAGCCCUUCUGCCAAAUUUAUCGUCUAUAACAAUGCAAAAAUUAUGCAGUUAUUUUUUUGUGUGUCUGACAAUCAGACUCACACACACAUGCACACUAAAGUAAUCACUUAUAUAGACUAUGAAUUUUAUGUCAUUAUACUUGUACAGUGAAUGUAAUUUUGUACACAAAUUAAAAGCAAUUUACAUAGCUCUUAGUGUUUUGUCAUGUAUACCAUGUAGCUUGUAAAGCAUCAUUUAACCUGUCCGUAACCCAUAUUACACACACAUGGCUGAGCGUAAACCCACCAAGUACAGCUGGUUUAAAUAAGAUGUAAGUCAAACUGUACAAACCACUUAGACCCCAUGUAUUCUAUAUACUUCCACUGUACUUUGUACUAUACAGAGGUGCCACGAUUAGUCAAUUAAUCAGUUAGUUUAUCAAAACAAAAUUAGUUAGUAUUUUGACAACCCAUUAAUCAUUUCAGUCAUUUUUCAAGCUAAAAUGUUUAACAUUCUUGAAUAUCAGGAUUUUCUGUUUUUCUUUGUCGUCUAUGACCGUAAAUAGUCUUUGUAUUUUGGAGUGCUGGUUGGACAGAAGAAGUCACUUGAAGACAUCACCUUGGGCUCUGGGAAAUUGUGAUGAGACCUUUUCACUACUUUUUUUUAAACAUUUUAUAGACAAAACGAUUAUUCGGUUAAUCGU
Scatophagus argus is the source of this 2980-nucleotide messenger RNA. RefSeq names its product glucuronokinase with putative uridyl pyrophosphorylase. Gene Ontology annotation, molecular function: glucuronokinase activity; ATP binding. The record is from RefSeq and is a predicted model, not a curated record. NCBI's taxonomy places the organism in Eukaryota, Metazoa, Chordata, Actinopteri, Scatophagidae. Gene Ontology annotation, biological process: biosynthetic process. The transcript is spliced from 23 exons. The coding region runs from base 120 to 1988 and encodes 622 amino acids.